AUUCUGUUUACAUUCUAGGAAAAAUGUUGCGGCCCUUCCAACUCACCGCUCGCCCUUUUGUACGCCAUUACGCCCUCUACUUCGACUACUGGAACAAAUGGGAUGACAAACAGUUCAUUUCACCAGCGAACCAUAAACAGGCCAUAGCCAUCCAUGAGUUCAGGUCAUCCAGAGACUUUGAGUUUCAACACCAGCUCCAUAUGAGCACUCAUAAAGGCCUGAUGGACAAUAUUCAGAGUUGUCAUGAAAGGAGAAUGCAAUACUUGCAGGAUUCGUUCAAGGACGAGAUACAGACCCUUAAAAGUUUCCACAAGGCGUGCCAAAAGCCUACCAUCAAGAUCCUGCGGGAGCGGGAGAAAGAACUUCGCAAAAUGGAUAUAGAAUGCAAAGAACUCAAAGUCUGUUUUUCUCUACCCUUGAUUUGCAUACUACUCCUAAUAUUAUUGUAGAAGCAAACUUUGCGCGUACUGUCGGAGAAGAUGUGGUUGGAGCAAAACUUCAAUAUCCGCGGGGCUCUUGGUAUGAUGUUACAAUAUCCACCUAGCCAGUAUGAACAGUACUGAUAUCAAACUAUAGAACAGAUCGUUUAUCAGUUCAGAGAACCAGAGGAUAUCAGGUCUUCAAAAGGGAUACAAAAGGGGCUUGAUGAGAUAGCAGAAACAGGGGAUUUUAUUGCGGUGCGUGAUAAGGUGGUGCAAGAGCGUGGGUUAGAACGUGAAAGGGUUAUAGCUUGUAUCCACUCCAUCUACCAUGAGGUAUCGAAACAUGCUCAUGGAAAUGAUGGGACCAUUGUUGUCCGCGCCAUUGACUUUACGCCAAAUGAACGGGCUGCGCUGGUCACCUUCUUAAAGCUGCAGAGUACAUGGAAGAAUCCCUUAGUGUGGCAGGAGGAGGGGUUAUCUGAUGAAGGUAAAGAGAGAGUAUAGAGGGUAGUGUUUCGUUUUUGG
Tuber aestivum (summer truffle) is the source of this 947-nucleotide messenger RNA. NCBI's taxonomy places the organism in Eukaryota, Fungi, Ascomycota, Pezizomycetes, Pezizales, Tuberaceae. The record is from the annotation of a GenBank genome assembly.